Molecule: messenger RNA, 3057 nt
Organism: Penicillium olsonii
Lineage: Eukaryota; Fungi; Ascomycota; Eurotiomycetes; Eurotiales; Aspergillaceae
Source: the annotation of a GenBank genome assembly
AUGCUUCGCCGGUCAAUCUGCAAGGUUCCGCGACGGGCUGAGUGGCCUAGUUCGGCCUGUCUGGUGCCCUCUUCAACAGCUCUUACUAUACGACGAACGUUACGAACAUCCGCGAGUCGAUUGAAUUCCGAAUCGUCAUCAGGAAACCAAGAUGCCUCUCCAUCUGAUGCGGCACCCGCAAAACCUAAGUUUGGCAGCCGAUGGGGCCCCAAAGCCACAACUCAGAAACCAGCUGGCCUAAGCGCCGCGGAACAAGCCGCACGAGAUGCGAUGGUCGCCGCGAGUCCAGCACCUCCCCCGAAACCCAUAAGUAUGUGGAAAAAAGCAGGUCCGCAGGCAGCGGCUCCAAAGCAAGCCGGGUUAAGUGCGGCGGAACAAGCAAUGCGCGACAAAAUUCUCGCCAGCAAGCCACCUGCUCCGCCCCAAAGCAGCCAGCCGGAACGAUCCAAUCAAUAUAGAGCACAACCUCGCGGACGCUUUGGAGACCAGCGGGAAAGGAAAGGCCACAUGGACGCCUGGCCAAGGCCAGACCAAGAUCAGAAUCCCUUCCAGCAGCGUAAUAAUUAUGGCGAUAACUGGGGGCGCAGUCCGCGAGAUCGAGGCUCUUUCCAGCAGCGCAAUCCUUUCCACCAACACGAACUACCUGAAGAGAACCCUUUCAUGGCACCGAAAGCUUCUAAUCGAGAUCAAACGCCGACGCAGAGAUACAGCAACCCCGGAAUGACACGCAUGGAUAAUCGUCAAUUAAAUUCCGCUGAAGAGUGGAGCUGCCCCUCGUGCAGGGCACAUGUUCUAUCAUACAAAGUCAAGUGUCCAUUCUGCAAAACAGAUAAGCCAGCAGAAGAUCGCCAAGAAUAUCCCGCAAGUGAAAGCAAACUACAGCAAUUGGGCAGGUCCAUUCUGUCCGAGAUGGACCAUGACGCGGAGCUUGACACAAAAUCCCACCGUGGAGAAACCAACAAUAUUAACGAUGCACCUGAAAUGGACGAGAAUGCGCCCCAAAAGCAAACAGUGCCUUGGGAUUUAUCUGCAUUGGACAACCUGGAAAGUCUAGAGCUUGGAACUUCGGAACAAGAGCAGCCUGGGAAGAAAGGGAAGCGCCGUGAUGGGCGCAAGGGACGCGAGUCCGACUUUGAAAAGGGAGACUUUGACACGGAGGCGCGAGAUCGCCUUCGCAACGAACGCAAGCAGCAGCAGAGAGCCAAGGCUGAACGCAAGGCUUUGAAGAAAGCAGAACCCGCCCCUCUUUACCUACCCGAAUUCAUCAGUGUCGGUAACUUGGCUGAUGUGAUUGGCGUCAAGCCGGCGCAGUUUGUGGCACGCAUGGAGGAAAUGGGCUUCGAGGAUAUCACCUACAAGGAUAUUCUUGAUGCAGAGACCGCUGGACUGGUGGCAGCUGAGUACAAUUAUGAGGCCAUCUUCGAUGACGGCGCAAACGACAUAGAGGCUGCCCCUGAGCCGGAGGAUACCUCUCACCUGCCUUCGCGCCCUCCCGUGGUGACCAUUAUGGGCCAUGUUGAUCAUGGAAAAACUACGAUCCUGGAUUGGCUGCGCAAGUCUUCCGUGGCGGCAUCUGAGCACGGUGGUAUCACCCAACAUAUUGGUGCAUUCUCCGUGAACAUGCCUGGUGGCAAGGCUAUCACCUUCUUAGACACUCCCGGUCACUCUGCCUUUUUGGAAAUGCGUCGCCGAGGCGCUGAUGUCACCGAUAUCGUGGUCCUCGUUGUGGCUGCAGAUGACAGUGUCAAGCCACAAACGAUCGAGGCUAUCAAGCAUGCCAACUCAGCCAAUGUUCCCGUUAUUGUCGCCAUCAGCAAAAUCGACAAAGAGGGUAAGAAUCCCGACAAGGUCAAGAGUGAUCUGUCUGCCCAUGGUGUUCAUGUUGAAGACUUCGGCGGUGACGUGCAAGCUAUCGGAGUCAGUGGUAAGACUGGAGUAGGAAUGGUCGAGUUGGAAGAUGCUAUCAUUGCACUUUCUGAGAUGCUUGACCAUCGCGCGGACACUGCCUGCAAUGUGGAAGGUUGGGUCAUCGAGGCUUCCACAAAGAGCUACGGCCGUGUUGCAUCGGCUCUGAUCCGACGCGGUACCCUUCGACCGGGUGAUAUCAUCGUCGCUGGUACUGCAUGGGCUCGUGUCCGCACACUGCGCAACGAAGCUGGUGUAUCCAUCGAUGAAGCUACGCCCGGAAUGCCUGUUGAGAUCGAUGGUUGGAGAGAACAGCCAGGUGCUGGCAAUGAGAUCCUCCAGGCACCAACCGAGCAGAAAGCCAAGGACGUCGUUGAGUACCGGUUGGAGAAGUCCGAUACCCAGAAAAUGGGAGUUGAUAUGGCCGCCAUCAACGACGCCCGGCGUGAAACUGCCGAGAAGCGCAGACUCGAGAAUGAAGAUGAAGAGGACGAGACCAGACGCAAGAACGCUGAGCCCACCGGACCCAAGCCGGUCAACUUCAUCUUGAAGGCCGACGUGGGUGGCUCGGCUGAGGCUGUUAUGAACUCUGUUACUGCAGUUGGAAACAACGAGGUAUAUGCCAACGUUCUUCGCUCGGGCGUGGGGCCAAUUAGUGAAUUUGACGUCGAACAUGCCGCCACCGCCAAGGGCAGGAUCAUCUCGUUCAACCAGCCUAUUGAUCCCCACAUCAUGCGGAUGGCCGAGGCCGAAGGAGUCCAAAUCAUGGACCACAACAUCAUCUACAAGCUGACGGAUGAAGUUAAGAGUAUUCUCAGCGACCUCUUGCCCCCAUCAGUCACUACUCGUGUGACCGGAGAAGCCGAGGUCCGCGAGAUCUUCCAAAUCACCGUUAAGGGACGCGAGAAGGUGACCAUUGCUGGAUCCCGUGUGCGCAACGGUAUGAUCAAUAAGACUCGUAAAGUCAGAGUGCUUCGUGGGGAGGAAACGUUAUACGAUGGCGCCAUUACUUCCCUCAAGAACGUCAAGAAGGACGUCACUGAAAUGCGUAAAGAUACAGAGUGUGGUAUCGGAUUCGAAGACUGGGCCGACUUCGCUGUUGGCGAUCGCAUCCAGUGCUAUGACGAGAUUUUCGAGAAGCGAUAUCUCUGA